GUCUGCUGCCUGGGUGAGACCAUGAGUGAAGACCCCAAACGGGGCAAUGAAACCAGCAAGGUUGACGAGGAGGAGCAGGCCUGGCCCAAGGAAAGUGCAGAAGACUGCCAGGGAAGUCAGACUCCCAAGAAAGUGCCUUUCCAGGGUGAUUCUCAGGCUGGGGCGGCUUCAGCUGACCAGUCCCCCACUUGUGACCCAGGUCUGGAGAUCUCAGGAGACCGAGAAAUGGAGGAAGGUGGCUCCAAGGGCCAGGGCAAAGGAGGCUCUGGAGCCAAGGGUGGGCAGCGAGGCCCGAACCCCAAGUCGUCCAAAGGGAAGGGCGAGGAUCCCCAGGGCAUCCGGAGAGAUCUGGCUAAGAUUGAGCAGAAGGUGGACAUUCUGCUGGAGUGGAUGGAUCAGUUUACCAAGGAGGCUGGACCUCCGCCGGUUGUUGCUGAGAAGGAAUCGCCACAGUCUGAUCAGGCUCCGCCUCCGCCUCCGCCUCCGCCUCCGCCUCCGCCUGCUCCGUCUCUGCCAGCCCCGCAGCAGCAGCACCAGGGUGGUAAAGGCCACAAGAGGUCCAAGGGAGGCGCCAAGGCAGCUGCGGCCGAGCUUGGCGGCGGCGGUGGCAACAAGUCGGCCUAAAGGGGUGGAGCCUGGGACUGAGGGAUGCUGAAGAUCAAGGCCGGGGGACCCGCUGGGGUGGUUCCAGGACAAGGCAGCAGCAGCAACAGUGGCCCCCUCCCCAUAACACCUGGGCCAUCGUCUUAGAGCCAGCUUCACCUGGGUUCCCCCCCACCAGUAUCCUCCAGCACGAUUGUCCCCAAUCUUAGUCGCUCCAGGCUCCCUAGUUCAGCUUUCUUGAAGGUGGCCUCCCUUUGGCUCCCCACUGGUGGCCGCCCCUUCCACCCCCGCAGCCUUCCUCGGAGGCGCCCCCCAGUAAAGCAUCUGCCAUGUUGCUCCUGUAGCUCUCAUAACGUUUCUCUGCAGAUUUAACAAUAAAAAGCAUUCUCUUGC
Trichosurus vulpecula (common brushtail) is the source of this 996-nucleotide messenger RNA. RefSeq names its product basic salivary proline-rich protein 1-like. NCBI's taxonomy places the organism in Eukaryota, Metazoa, Chordata, Mammalia, Diprotodontia, Phalangeridae. The transcript has 2 exons. The coding region runs from base 22 to 624 and encodes 200 amino acids. The record is from RefSeq and is a predicted model, not a curated record.